This is a messenger RNA of Aspergillus mulundensis, 3444 nucleotides long. RefSeq lists its product as uncharacterized. NCBI's taxonomy places the organism in Eukaryota, Fungi, Ascomycota, Eurotiomycetes, Eurotiales, Aspergillaceae. The transcript is spliced from 18 exons. The record is from RefSeq and is a predicted model, not a curated record. The coding region runs from base 1 to 3444 and encodes 1147 amino acids. Gene Ontology annotation, biological process: carbohydrate metabolic process. Gene Ontology annotation, molecular function: chitin binding; hydrolase activity, hydrolyzing O-glycosyl compounds.
AUGAAGACGAGCUUGUUGCUUUUGUUGGCUUUCUUUUUCUUUGCCCUGGUCUGUGGUCAGGACUGUGCCACAGAAGGCUGCGAGCAGGGCUGCUGCGGCACAGGCGGCUACUGCGGGUUUGGCCCUGACUACUGCAGUGAUGGCAACUGCGUCAGCUCGUGCAAUGCGACGGCCGAGUGUGGACCAUAUGCCUCUCCUGCUGGGAAGGAGUGCCCGCUGAAUGUUUGUUGUAGCGGAUGUAGGUCGCGCCUACCUUGCUCAGACCGCGAAUGGACAUUUACUGACGGUAUUCAAUACUGCGGAACAACCUCGGAGUUCUGCAACGAUGACUGCCAGAGUGGCUGCGAUACCGUGCAGGUCCCCUCGUGCUCCUCAUCGUCAGGCUCCGCAGACAAAAUGACGAUCGGAUACUACGAAUCCUGGGCAUAUGAGCGUAAAUGCGACCCUCUCGGCCCAGAGGAGAUUGAGGCGAGUAUGUGGACGCAUCUGAACUACGCUUUCGCCCUUGUCGACCCAAACAGUUACACCAUCGGCCAAAUGAACGUCUAUGACUCCGUCCUAUAUCCCAAGUUUACUGCUCUCAAAAUGCAAAACACGAAACUGAAGACAUACAUCGCCGUAGGAGGGUGGGAUGCCGGCGGCGAGGUGUUUUCCGACAUGGUGGCUACCGCCGAACGUCGACUGGCGUUCAUCAGCUCUGCCCUGGUAUUCUGCAAGACAUACGCCUUUGAUGGGAUUGAUAUGGAUUGGGAAUACCCUGCAGCCACCGACCGCGGAAGUCGUGAAGAAGACUUCCAGAACUUCGUGACUUUCAUGCAAGAGCUAUCGGAUGCAUUCUUUGAUGCCGGUCUCGGUGUUACUGCGACAUUACCAAGUUCAUAUUGGUACAUGAAGGGGUUCGAUAUCGUGUCGCUGGAGCCGUACGUCGACUGGUUCAACAUGAUGACCUACGACAUACAUGGAACGUGGGAUGGGAACAACCCCUACACCUCCAAAGUCGUCAACCCUCAUACAAAUCUGACUGAAAUCGACGAGUCAUUGAACCUCCUCUGGAGAAAUGGGAUCAGUCCACAAAAGGUAGUGUUGGGGCUCGGAUUCUACGGUCGCUCGUUUACGCUCAAGGACAAGUCCUGCACCAAGCCUGGUUGUGCCUUCUCAGGCGGCGCCGACCCCGGGGAGUGCACAGAUACUGCGGGCAUACUGUCGAAUCUUGAGAUCCAGCGCAUCAUUGCAGCCAAGGAUCUUGAGCCCGUCAUGGAUGAGAAGGCGGCUGUCAAGUAUAUGACGUGGGAUGAGGACCAGUGGGUUAGUUAUGAUGACUAUGACACAUUCAAGCUCAAGAAGCAGUACGCCAAUAGCAAAUGCCUUGCUGGGACAAUGGUCUGGGCAAUCGACAUGGACUCGCGAAACUCCACCUCAGCAAGCCAGCUCGUCGGCUCUGGGGCAGGGUCUGUCACAUCGAGUCUCGUAGCAGGCUUCUUCAGCGCCAAGAAGUUGCAGACUGAUAAUGAGCAGCAGUCGGCGGUUGCACAUGCUUUUUGGACGCCUUGCUUGACGGACAAAGACCGGCACUGCCCGCACGGGUUUCAGGCAACGGGGAUAGUCGGGCAUGGUAAGGUGUUUGAUUUUGAUCUAAGCAAGGAGGUGGAAGGGUGUCAUGGGUCGAAGAAUCGGGUGCUAUGCGUCAGGAAUGGGGUUCUGCUGAAGAAUUGCCAUUGGUAUCGGAACUCGAAGGGAGGCAAGAUAUGUGACCAGUCCUGUCCGGAGGGCACGUACCUUCUUACGCAGACUACACAUAUCGCUGGUGACAAAUCGGGGUGUGCCCAUGGGUCGUAUGUUCCAAUGUGCUGUGAAGGGUUCGAGACUGGGGGUGAUGUCUGUCAAGCCACAGCCCUCGACAUGCUUCUCUCUGGCGGGUUAUCCAACAACAACGCCAAUGCCAAAAGGUUUGUUACGGGCUCAACAGGUAGCUCUCGUGCCCUCGCAAAACGUGCCAGGGGGGAUCUCGCCAGAACCAGGGGGCAGAAAAGGAGGGCGAAACGGCAGAACAGCAGUGGAGGCCUGUACCCAUGCAAUGGAGACUACUAUGACUAUCCCGACCCGCCGCGCGAUUUCGGCUACACCCCGGUCUACGCGUAUUACCUCUUCGACCCAGAUGCCCCCGGGGCAAACGUCGGCAAAGAGAUCGCCGCACAGCCCGUCUACGUGGUCACCAUGACCGUCCGCCCGGCCGUAACGAUUGAGGACUACAAGCCUAUCCAGAAGAUCUGCGACGGCGCCAAGUAUCCGCAGCCCUGCGCGCACUACCGGUCUGUCGCCAGUCGCAACCCCUACCUGGCAUAUCCACUCUGUGUGAACCGGGCCAUGCAUUACGAUGAGUACGAGUACUACCGCGCAGCCGCACCGCGCCGCUGGAACGAGCAGCAUGACCCAGCUUGGUAUCAGUAUACUGAGAAGCGGUAUCCGGUGCCCUAUCGGGGGGGUACUAUUGGGGACUUGACCUGUGAUCGAGACGAGUGGCCGCCAUACGCUGUCUGGAGAGGCCGUACCCCAUACUGGAUUCGAUUCCUUCCAUCCGGCCAGAAUCGAGCUGUUCCCAACGCUCGAGAGUCCAAGUGGAAUUUUGAAUUAAUUUGCGACUGGCCCCUGCGCUCCAGCUACAGCCAGACGCUGUUGGGCUCUUACUUUGACGGGCUCGUCAUGACAUACACCGUCCAGGACGUAUCAACGAUUACAACCAAUGCCCUUGUCAUGGAUUAUAUCAAUCUUCCAGUCGGUGGAACAGACAAGGACCUCCUGUCUACGAAUCCGUGUAUCCCAAGCACACUCUCACCGGCUGUAGAGCCGGGGUUUGCCCUUUACAUAAACGAUGCCUACUACACGAUCGACCACCGGAACCUUCAACCGUACUCAUACGGAAACACCCCGGACUACGCCGUGACAUCGGGAAAGACGUAUCCCGUUCGCCGGUGGUUCGAGCAGGGCGGCCACGGGCAUCAACACGGGCACGGACACAGCCACAGCCACAGCUACGACCCCAACAAUCUCAUUUUCGACGACGCGCACGGCGUCGUUCUCGUCGAGGACAGCGACACAAACACGACGCGUCUCGCUACAGACGAGGAAAUCGCCGCGGAUCCGUCCAUGCGUCGCUGCGCGGAUGAGUCCUGUAGCGAGGAGAUCGCCGAGAUAGAGAAUAUGUACAGGGAGAUGAAGCGUGAGAGGGACGAGGCGGUCUCCGCUAUCCUCGCCGGGCGGCCGAUUGAGUCGAAGUCGAGCUCUGGAAAUGAGGACGAAGGGGCAGGUGCAGGUGCAGUGGUCGCAGUGGUGACGGACUCGGAGAGUGAAAGGGCACUGGAACUGGGGCCGUUAAUGACGCCGGAGCCUGUGGCAGGUGCUGCGCCGCCGAUGGUGAGUGUUGUUGCUAGACCGACCGCGGGAUAA